AUGGAGAACCCAGUCAUCACUGAUAUUGACAGGCGAACCUGUACCCGCGUGGUCCCUAUGAAAGUGAUAUGCGCGGGGAUGCCUCGUACCGGAACACUCUCUCUUAGGACAGCCCUGAAAAUACUCGGUUUCGAAGACACAUACCAUAUGGUUUCCUGUGCCGUAGAGAACCAAAGGGAUUGCGAAAUGUGGAUCGAUGCUGCUCGUGCGAAAUUUGAAGGCGUCGGCAGCUUUGAAAAGAAGGAUUGGGACGCUCUACUGGGUCAUUGCCAGGCUACAACUGACGCUCCCGGUUGCGUCUUUAUUCCUGAACUCGUGGCGGCUUACCCGGACGCUAAGGUUGUGUUAAACAAGAGAGACGUUGAUAAAUGGUACAAUUCUGUUCUCGACACUAUUCACAAGGCCCAUAUUGCCAACAGGGAGCUGGGUAUCCAAGGGAAGCGAGUGGAGAUGCUCAAUCUACUAUGGGGCAAUUUGUUUCACGGCGAUUUCCGCAAGAAUGGAAAGGAGGUCUGGGAACAGCACUACCAGAUGGUCCGUGACUUAGUUCCAGCGGACAACUUACUCGAGUUCGAGGCGAAGGAUGGAUGGGAGCCUCUCUGCAAGUUCCUGGGCGUGCCUGUCCCUGAUGUUCCUUACCCGAGGGUGAACGAUACAAGUAACUUCUGGGAGAGGUAUGAGAAUGGAACCGGCGCAAGCUUGGAGAAAGUCAACGAGAUUGUAGCCAAGGUAGAGUGCAGCCGUGCUUAG
Messenger RNA from Trichophyton rubrum CBS 118892, 750 nucleotides. RefSeq lists its product as uncharacterized. The transcript is spliced from 4 exons. The record is from RefSeq and is a predicted model, not a curated record. NCBI's taxonomy places the organism in Eukaryota, Fungi, Ascomycota, Eurotiomycetes, Onygenales, Arthrodermataceae. The coding region runs from base 1 to 750 and encodes 249 amino acids.